Messenger RNA from Pararge aegeria (speckled wood butterfly), 2449 nucleotides. RefSeq lists its product as uncharacterized. Bases 97 to 978 code for a protein of 293 amino acids. Gene Ontology annotation, biological process: regulation of transcription by RNA polymerase II. The record is from RefSeq and is a predicted model, not a curated record. Lineage: Eukaryota; Metazoa; Arthropoda; Insecta; Lepidoptera; Nymphalidae. Gene Ontology annotation, cellular component: transcription regulator complex; nucleus. The transcript is spliced from 4 exons.
ACGUGCCCAGUGCGAGCCGUCCCCACGCUCCGAGCAGCCACACGCGCGGACAAGCACUGCCUGCCCGAAGACAGUUUAAUCAGUGAGUGUGUCGUCAUGGAGAGCAAGGCCAAGCGCGCCCGCCAGAGCGCGGCGGCGCGGGGGACGUGCAGCGACGGCGGCAGCGAGGGGGAGGGCUCGGAGCGCGGCAAGAGCGACGUGGGCCGCAUGGUGGACUCGUCGCAGGCAGACGACCGGCGGCUGAUCCGGCUGGUGCGCGAGCGGCGCCUGCUGUACGCGCGCAACAACAUGCCCGUCGCCAGCUACUACACGCAGGUCAAGAACCUGUGGGACGACGUCGCCAGGAGCAUGGGCUGGAGCGUGGCCGACGUGCGGCGCAAGUGGUCGCACAUCCGCAACUCGUACUCGCGGCACUUGCGCAACGAGAUGCACGGCACCUGCACCAGCCGCGGCCGCAUGGUGUCGCGCUGGUACCUCGCCGACGAGUUGGAGUUCCUGCGCGAGCACAUGGCCACUGACAUGCGGCCGACGUCGUUCUCGUCGUUCUCGCCCACCAUGGUGGACAUGGAGCUGCCGGACAGCGCGCCGGAGAGCGUGGACGUGAAGCCGUUCCUGCAGAGCCCGUGGUUCCAGAUGGGCGCGCGCGCGGACGCGGGCCCGCCGCCCUCCGCCCUCAACGACGACAGCUGCAGCUCCGCCUUCGGGCCCGAGGAGACGUCCUCCUACUUCCAGUUCUUCCGCGGCAUCUACAACGACUACCAGGAGCUGCCGGCCCGCAAGCAGAGGCUCUUCAAGCGCAACUGCCUGAACAUGCUGCACGACCUGCUGGACGCGGAGGAGGGCAGCCACAUCUCCAUAGUGAACGCCUACCACCAGGAGAGCGUCCUGAACCUGUCCAACUCGGGCCACGGCAGCGAGGACGACCGCGACAAGAAGCCCAACAUCGACGAGUGCUACAUCCUGCCCAACAGCACCUAGUGGCCGCUGCGCCACGGGCGGCCAUUCCUUGAACGAUACCACUAUGCCUCCUCGUACUCGUGAUUCGUGCUCUAGACGGUCAGCACAAACAUCGCUCUCUCCGUGGUGAUUUUCUACCGGUUACAGUUUUUAUUCAAAACAUUACUCACCGACGGGUCGAGAGUAUAUUAGUACUCCGGUGUAGGUUCCCGGCAUGCGGUGCCGCGUGUUUCAAGUUUGUUGCAAUUAUGAGUAGAUUGUCAUUGCAAGUCAAAUUACGAGAAUUAAGAAGUGAGAAGAAUUGUGAAUGUUCCAGCAAGAGUGUAAUGCGUUACGUGCUCACUAUGGUGGUGUGUUAGUGUAUACGUUGCCUCGGUAGCUACGAGCGCAACCAGAUGUCGUGUUCGUGUCAGUAACAUCGGCAGGUUCUGCUCGGUCACCGGGCAGUACAGCGCUAGUGUAAUAGACAAUUAUGUUUUAUGCUGCUCACUAGUUUCCCUUGUGUAUGCAUACAUGUGUAAGAUAUUAUUAAUGUGUCGAUGUCGAGGAGUAAGUUCCUACAGUUAAUUGUAAUGAAGGUGACAACUAAUUCUAAAUAAUUCUAGGCUCUAACACCUGUUACUAACACACGACUGGCUGUUCUUAGACAAAUUACUGUUUGUCCUCAUUCGAAGCGCUACAUCUGACAUUCGAGUGGCUCAGGAACUAAUAAACUGUUUUAGAAAUGGAUACUAAUUCUAGUUCCUUGGACUUUCGUGUAACAGCGUCGCACUUGUAGCUCCAAAAUGACUGCAAUCAAGACUGAAGUGCUAGUAAUGGAGGUCAGUCAUAAUAAGGUUCGACGACCUCUCUAGCGCAGCGGUCCGCCCUGUGCUCUGAAGUGGAAGGUCCUGAAUUCGAUUCGUCAGAAAUUAUUAAUUCCUGAAUUUUCUCUGGUCUGGUCUGCGGGGAGGCUCUGGCCAGGGCUAGUUACUGUCGUGCCGCUAAGUGAUUUAGCGUUCCGGUAUUAGUCCCCGUAGAAACUGAUGAGGGAGUUUAAUAUAACUGCCUUCCCUAACAGGUUAGCCCGCUUUUUAGUUAAGAUUGCUGUUGAGGGCUAUUUAUGUGUAAUAAUCAAUUAGGCAGGAGGUACGGUGUCCUCAUUUGUGCGCUUUGAUCUCGAAUUCUAUAAUCACCUUGCGAGUAGUGCAUUGAUUCUUUGUUUUUUAGUUAUCUUCUGUUAAUUACUUUUUCAUUACGCUCAAUAAUUGCGAUAUGAAUAAAAACAGCGACUUUAAACAACAUAAAGACGAAAGCGCAUUAAUGCGGACAUUAUUUAAAAGAGUAUCACUCGUCCUUUCCAUUUUCACGUUAAGUGAAAACAAGAUUCAAAACGCUUUGCGACUGAUUGAGUUAGCAGCGCGUUCUGAAGCGUCUGGUGCGGUGAGCGGAAACGCCGCUCGCGCGAAAAAACACCUGUCGAAGAAAAGAUAAUUAAAUUAUUUUCAGAUAA